AUGAGGAGGGCUUCCUGCCUCCAGGUCCUGCUCCCACUGCUGCUGUGCGCUGCUGGGACACUGGAGUCUGCAGCCUGCGGGCAGCCUCGCGUGUCCAGUCGGAUCGUAGGGGGACAGGACGCCCGCGACGGGGAGUGGCCGUGGCAGGCGAGCAUCCAGCACCGCGGGGCGCACGUGUGCGGGGGUUCCCUCAUCGCCCCGAAGUGGGUACUGACGGCGGCGCACUGCUUCCCGAGGCUGGUGCUGCCAUCUGAGUACCGCGUGCGCCUGGGGGCGCUGCACCUGGGUCCUGCCUCGCCCCGCGCCCUCUCGGCCACCGUGCGGAGGGUACUGCUGCCCCCCGACUACUCCGAGGACGGGGGCCGCGGCGACCUGGCGCUGCUGCAGCUGCGCCGCCCGGUGCCCCUGAGCGCCCGAGUCCAGCCCGUCUGCCUGCCCGAGCCCGGGGCCCGCCCUCCCCCCGGCACACCGUGCUGGGUCACUGGCUGGGGCAGUCUCCACCCGGGAGUGCCACUCCCAGAGUGGCAACCUUUGCAGGGAGUCAGAGUGCCCCUGCUGGAUGCACGCGCUUGUGACCGCCUCUACCACGUGGGCACCAGUGUGCCCCACACUGAGCGCAUAGUGCUGCCCGGGAACCUGUGCGCCGGCUACAUCGAGGGCCACAAGGAUGCCUGCCAGGGUGACUCUGGGGGACCACUGACCUGUGUGAAGUCUGGGCGCUGGGUCCUGGUGGGUGUGGUGAGCUGGGGAAAGGGCUGUGCCCUGCCCAACCGUCCUGGUGUUUAUACCAACGUGGCCACUUACAGCCCCUGGAUUCAGGCUUGCCUCAGCCUCUGAUGUAGUGACACUGGCCUGGAGCCAGACGCUGGGGUCCCUCAGCCAGCUGGUUCAUCUCAGGACCUGCACAUCCCCCCAACCCUGCCCCUUCUGACUUGAGGCUCAGAGGCCUCAUAAAGCUAAGGGGCCAGCUGUCCAUCCAUCCGUCCUUUCCCUCCUCCUUGGGGCUCACAAAACCCCACCUGCCUAUCCUCCUCCAGGAACCUCCCAUGUGUCUGGGGGUCUCAGGCUCCCUCCCUCCCUCCCUCCCCUUCCUGUCCAUACUUAAUCGUUCUCAGCUCCGGCUGGGGCUGGGCCUGGGCUCCCAGAGACACCCGAGUGAGCUGGUGCUCGGUCUGGCCUGCGUGCCCUCUUCUUCUGGAGGAAGUCAGCGAGAUGCGAAGUGUGAGAGGGACUCAACACCAAGGAGAUGAUUCUUCGUUGCUAGCUUUGAAGAUGGAGCAGGCCACGUGGCAACGGACCGUGUGCAGCCUCCAGGAGCUGAGGGCAGUUCCAGCUGACAGCCCAGGGAAGGGAAACCUCAGUGCUACAACCGCACGGAACUGAUCCCGGCCAACAACCUGACCAAGCAGGGAAGCAAAUUCUUCCCCCAGGCUCCAGCUGAGAGCACCGCCAGGCCGAACCCUUGAUUUCAGCCUGGUGAGACCCUGAGCAGAGCGCCCAGCUGAGCCCCCAGACUUCUGGCCCAUAGA
Molecule: messenger RNA, 1529 nt
Organism: Diceros bicornis minor
Lineage: Eukaryota; Metazoa; Chordata; Mammalia; Perissodactyla; Rhinocerotidae
Product: serine protease 33-like
Exons: 6
Coding region: 1-837 (278 amino acids)
Biological process (GO): proteolysis
Molecular function (GO): serine-type endopeptidase activity
Source: RefSeq, a predicted model, not a curated record